This is a messenger RNA of Falco peregrinus (peregrine falcon), 8937 nucleotides long. RefSeq names its product erythrocyte membrane protein band 4.1 like 1 (gene EPB41L1). The record is from RefSeq and is a predicted model, not a curated record. Gene Ontology annotation, biological process: cortical actin cytoskeleton organization. Bases 373 to 5823 code for a protein of 1816 amino acids. The transcript has 28 exons. Lineage: Eukaryota; Metazoa; Chordata; Aves; Falconiformes; Falconidae. Gene Ontology annotation, cellular component: cytoskeleton; plasma membrane. Gene Ontology annotation, molecular function: actin binding; structural molecule activity.
CGCGCUGCGCUGUGCUCCCGCCGCACGGCGGGCAGGCGGCAGGGGCGGCAGGGCGGGCGGCGGCCGCUGCUGCGGCGUGGGGCCGCGCCCGGGAGGCGGCCGCGGCGGCGGAGCGGGCUGAGCCAAGGCUGGUUACCCGGGAGAUUGUACUAGAGGACCUGCCCGGCCCUUUUCCCUCUCGGUGGUUUCCAUAUAAAACACGGUUUCUCCUGCUGUUCCCGCGGCGGUAUUGUUUCCCUCCGGCAUGCCCAGCCUUCAGCGCUUUAUGGUGGGGGACCCUUCAGUGGACAAACAAUGGUCGAGGUUCUGAGUCGUGCCUGAGCAGAGCGCUGAGAGCAGACCCCGGAAGCAGCAGCAAGGUGACCAGCGGCCAUGACCACGGAGACGGGCCCCGGUUUGGAGGUGAAGAACGUGCAGGAGGAGGCUCCGCAGCAGCAGCUGGAGGCAGCCGCGCAGGGCCCCACCGCCGCAGCCAGCCCCGCCGAGGGCAAUGAGAAGCCCGGGGCACAGUCCGAUGCCCGAAACAUGGAGCCGGGAACAGAGAUGGAGGAGAAGGACUACAGUGAGACUGAUGGGCUCUCUGACAAAACAACCCCCAGCAAGACCCAGAAGUCACCCCAGAAAACCACCAAGAAAGUGAAGAGUGCCCUCUGCAGAGUGACUCUGCUCGAUGCCUCCGAGUAUGAAUGUGAGGUGGAGAAGCAUGCCCGAGGGCAGGUCCUCUUUGAUAUGGUGUGCGAGCACCUCAACCUCCUGGAGAAGGACUACUUUGGACUCACCUUCUGUGACUCAGACAGCCAGAAGAACUGGCUGGACCCCUCCAAGGAGAUCAAGAAGCAGAUCCGCAGCGGGCCCUGGAACUUCGCCUUCACCGUGAAGUUUUACCCUCCAGACCCUGCCCAGCUCACGGAGGACAUCACAAGAUACUACCUGUGCCUGCAGCUCCGUGCGGACAUCAUCACAGGGCGCCUGCCCUGCUCCUUCGUCACACAUGCCCUGCUGGGCUCCUAUGCUGUGCAGGCUGAGCUGGGUGACUAUGAUGCUGAGGAGCAUGUGGGUAACUAUGUCAGCGAGCUGCGCUUUGCCCCCAACCAGACGCGGGAGCUGGAGGAGCGCAUCAUGGAGUUGCACAAGACCUACCGGGGAAUGACCCCCGGGGAAGCGGAGAUCCACUUUCUGGAGAAUGCCAAGAAGCUCUCCAUGUACGGGGUGGACCUGCACCAUGCCAAGGACUCAGAGGGUAUUGACAUCAUGCUGGGUGUCUGCGCCAAUGGCCUCCUCAUCUACAGGGACCGGCUGAGGAUCAACCGCUUUGCCUGGCCCAAGAUCCUCAAAAUUUCCUACAAGAGGAGCAACUUCUACAUCAAGAUCCGCCCGGGUGAGUACGAACAGUUUGAGAGCACCAUUGGCUUCAAGCUGCCCAACCACCGCUCCGCCAAGCGUCUCUGGAAGGUCUGCAUAGAGCAUCACACCUUCUUCAGGCUGGUGUCCCCGGAGCCACCCCCCAAGGGCUUCCUGGUGAUGGGCUCCAAGUUCCGCUACAGCGGGCGGACGCAGGCGCAGACACGGCAGGCCAGCGCCCUCAUUGACCGCCCGGCUCCCUUCUUCGAGCGCUCCUCCAGCAAACGGUACACCAUGUCUCGCAGCCUUGACGGAGAGUUCUCGCGCCCAGCCUCUGUCAGCGAGAACCACGACGCCAGGGCGGAGGGUGAGAAGCAGGACGAGGACGGUGAGUUUGGCAGCAGGAGAAGGUCUGAGAUGGAGGACGAGGAGGUGACCACCCCAACGAAAAUCAAGGAGCUGAAGCCGGAGCACGAAACAACCCCCAGGCACAAGCAGGAGUUUUUAGACAAGCCAGAAGAUGUUUUGCUGAAGCAUCAGGCCAGCAUCAAUGAGCUGAAACGGACCCUGAAGGAGCCCAACAGCAAGCUAGUUCACAGGGACCGGGACAGGAGGCUGCCUUCCUCACCAGCCUCUUCCUCACCCAAGCAUGAGGAUGAAACACCAAAGGGAACCCCAGAAAAGGCCAGCGAGACGAUUGAAGAGGACACCCUAGACGGUUUUGCAUCUGAGCACGGAGCUUCCCUAAGCAUGGAGUCUUUCACGCAGAAAAGCCUUGUCUCCUCUCCUGAGGGCUCGGAGCAUUGGGUAUUUAUAGAGAGAGAAACUCCUAGGCUGGAAGCGGUAGCUCUAAAGAAAGCUCUGGGAGUCAAGAAAGAAGAAGCACAUGCAGGUACCUCAAAGGUGAAAACGAGUGUGAGCAUAUUGAGAGUGGAGAUGGCAGGAGGCAAAGCCAAGGAACUGGCAGGCCAGGAAGAGCCAGCAGAUGCAGCCCUGGAUACCCAGACAAGAGCAAAAAUGAUUGCUAGUCCAGAGGAUUUUGAGUCCGUCUGGGAGGAUGAGAUCUAUGAGAAGGAAAGCAGGGGGGAGCCCAGCCAGGAGGCAGAGUGCCUGCCAGCUGCAAGCGCAGAGGAGGAGCCCCAAGGGCAGGGCGAGGAAGCAACCACCAGUGAGCCAGGUCUGCCCAAGUCACGUCAGCAGCCUGAAGAGAGGCAAAGGGCCAAGAUUUUGGGGCCAGAGCCUCCUCAGGGAGAGAGUGAGGUGUUCUCCAAGGAGCGUGCUUCUGCAGCCUCCAGGAAGCAGGAGGCCAGAGUGCCGUCCACAACCACAGAGCUUGUUAAAAUUAAAGUGAAGGCUGGCGACGACAGCUCAGAGACUUCUGCGAGCCAGAGGAUCAUCUACUUAGGAGAUCCAGAGGGAGAGGAGGACAGUAAUGCACACCUGCUCACAGGGGCUGGUGGACGGCUUGGCUUGGAGGAGAGACCAGAAGCCACUGUGAACAUGUCUGGGGAGGGAUCCGAGCACGUAGCACCUGAAGCAGAAGGGUUCCCUCCCUCUUCCUCAGCCAGUCAGCAACACAGGGCAGUGUUUGGAGAACCUGCUGAAGCACCGGAGAUGCCUGGGACAGGCUGUGAUGGGACCAGCCUGGCGGGACGUCCCACCAUGAGGCAGGAGGAAGGGCUGCCCCUGCAGCGAGAGGAAGCAUCUGCUGGGCUGGCAGGCUGCGAAGCACCCGAGGGAGGUGAAGCCCUACUGUGGUCCCGAGGGGCGGGACCAGAGGAGACACAUCGGCAAAGCUCAGUGGGAGGCUUGAAGUUGUGUGACCUGGCAGGGGAUGGCCGCAGGGCUGAGGAGCACAGAGGCAGCCCAGUACAGAGCCCGGACAUCUGCACCGCAGUGGGGGAGCUCUCAGGAAGGAUUGGGGCAGACAGCAAUGAGGAGGAAAGUGCCAGAGUGGUUCUUCAGAUGGAAGAGAUAGAGACCAAGUCAUCUCUGUCAGCUGUGCCUUGUCAGGGCCACCCUCACACCACCGUGGGGUCAGAGGGGGAUAAGCCCAGCGCUCCUGCCCCUUCGCCCUUUCCCCAGCCAUCCAGCCCUGUCCCUGCAGAGCCAGCCCCAGGCACUGAGCCUGAGGGCAGAAACCUGUCCCAGGGCAGUGGUCCUGUAAGAGCUGUGGGCACACCCAAGGACGUGAACCCCUCAGCGGAGGUGGCACACGAGGAGACAAGCCCUGCAGUGAGCAAAGGAGCACCCAAGGACAUGAGCCCUGCAGCAGAGGUGGCAGUACUUAGGGGCACUGGUCCUGAAUCUGAAGAACAACCCCAAGAUGUGGGCUUUGCCACAUGGAAACCACAGCAAGGUGCAAGUCCUGUUGCAGGAGGACCACCCCAAAACACAGAUGCUACAGUCAGAGACCCAGCCACAGGGGAGAUGGACCCUGUUGCAGCGAGGGCAGCCCCAAGCAAAGUUCCUGCCCCAGAAGAGCUGCUCAGGGAGGAGAAGCGCAUGACAGAAGAGCUCUCCCAGGACUUGGGGCCCACAUCAGGGAAGCUGACCAGAGUUGAAGACAAAAGUCCUUGCAUGGAAGAACUGCCUCUCCAGGCAGAACCAGCAGAACAACAGACUGAGGCCAUGAAAGGAGACCUGCCCCAAGAGGGUCCCAGGGCUGGAGGGCUGCCCCACAGUGCAGAUCCCAACGCAAAAGAGCCACCCUGGGACUUGGAGUUUAAUGUGGGACAAGAUUUGCAGGGCAGGAGUUCUACCACAAGAGAAACCACCAGGGACAGGGACCUUGCUCCAGGGCAGCCACCACAGGAUAAGUCUCCUCCCAGAGAAGCUGCUGAUGUCCCGCACUCCCACACCCCUGUAGCAGGAUUGUGUCAAGGAAGCGAGCCAUUCUGGUUUUCUAACUUGAUCUAUGAAGGCAAGGAAGAGCUGCAAGCAAACAAUGGGGCACAUCAAACACAGUCUGGGUCAUCGAUGUGUGUGGCUGGGAGGACAGGAGCUGUGUCCCAGGAGCAUGGAGAUGUCACUGUGGCCACAGGUAGCUUGCAGGGCAGCGAGACCUACAGGAAAACCUCGGUGGCCUCUAAGAUUAAGAUGUUUGAGCAAAGCGAAACGGAGCGAAGGGCAGCCCAGGAGGGACAAGAGUGUGUGACUGAAGCUGAGACGUCAGCAAAAGCAAAGGGAAAGACAGGUCUGGCACAGGAGAUGCUUUUGAACACGGGCCUCACCUCCCCGCUGGCAGUGCCAGUUACUUCAGCGGCAUCCAUGUCCAGUGUGGUCUCCUUGGCCCUUGAGCAAGGGGCUGGUUCAGGAGACACCUCCCAGCCCCUCUCUCUGAAGGAAGAUGUUUCUGUUGACCUGGAGCAUGAAGGAGAAGACAGUGCUGACCUGGCCUCCCCUGACUCUGGCUGCGAGCUCACACUGGCAGAAGCGGUGAGCAAAUCUCAGGAACCAAACGGGGAAGAAAAGGAUUUAUCUGACCCAUCAGUAAUAUCCAGCCUGAAAGAAGAGAAUCUAAAGACUGCUGUUCCAGUGGUCUUCCAGAGAGCGGGCUUGAGGGAGGGCGCCGAGGAGAAAGCUAAGCCACCUCGGCACCGGGCUCCCGAGAGUGACACCGGUGAUGAGGAGCAGGACCAGGAGAAGGACUCGGUCUUUCUGAAGGACAACCACCUGGCCAUCGAGCGCAAGUGCUCCAGCAUCACGGUCAGUUCAACCUCCAGCCUGGAAGCAGAGGUGGACUUCACAGUGAUCGGUGACUUCCACGGCACAGCCUUUGAGGACAUCUCCCGCAGCCUGCCCGAGCUGGACAAGGACAAGAGUGAAACAGAAGACGAAGGCCUGGUUUCCUUCCAGCACACUGACAAAGUAGUUCCCAGGCUGGAAGAGGAUGUCAAAGGCGGGGAGAAGGUCUCCCAGCCCAGCCCAGAUGUCUCCCAGCUAGAGUCAUCAGCCCCGAAAACAGAUGCUGUGACCGUCAGCCUGGGGCUGGGCAUGAAGAAGCCCGAAGCAGAUGACUCUGCUCCCCAGCAGGUGGAAGAAGGCACCCCGGGCAACAGGGACACCACAGCCACUGCUCACACUGGCACGGCAGAGACAGCACUGGCGACCUCAGAUCACAGCACCAGGGCUGGGAAGGGGGCUGUUCCCACGACAGACCUUCGCUCCCUCUCACCGAUCACCAGUGGCUCCACUGGGAAGGAGGUGCUCACCAGCAUAUUCAGUGCCACUGCGGAAACCCUCUCCACUUCUACCACUACCCACGUUACCAAGACUGUGAAAGGAGGGUUUUCCGAGACCCGAAUAGAGAAGCGCAUCAUUAUCACAGGAGAUGAAGAUGUGGACCAGGACCAGGCACUGGCUUUAGCAAUCAAAGAGGCAAAACUACAGCAUCCUGACAUGCUGGUAACCAAAGCUGUGGUAUACAGAGAAACAGAACCUUCUCCAGAGGAAAGGGACAAGAAGCCUCAGGAAUCCUGACCAACAAGUUCACAGAAGUCGGCAUCUGUAUUCAAACCCGUAGAACAGCGGAGAAGGAGCCUUCAUGCUGGAUUUGUCAGCAAGACAUAGACAUCCUGGCUGCAAUGUUCAUGGCGAGAGACAAAAAUUUUUAAAAAAGGAAUAGCAAAUAUAUUAUAUAUAUAUAUACAUACAUACAUACAUAUAUAUAUAUAUAUAUAAAAACAGGAAACAAAAUGCAUCCUUGCACUGCUGCUAUAUGCUGGAAAUGAAUAGCAAACAACAACACCAACAAACAAAGCCAACCCUUUGCAGAUAAAUUGAAGAAUUUACUGGAUUGGUGAUAAAAUAAGAUUUAAAAAAUCCUAAUAAUAACAGUAAUAUUGUUAAUAAUACAAUAAGCCACCAUCUUGCAUGUUAUAUUAAAGGAUACACAAUCAUGAGAUCAUUUGUUGCACACUGAAUGGAAAGGAAAACUGCUUUGCAACAAAGCAAGAAAUAAGCAAACUGAAAUAAAAACCCACAAGCAGAAGCAAAACCAUUCCCCACUCUGAAAGAAGAGAGAAAAACAUUGGAUUUAUUACCUUAGAGUUAUUUUCCGAUUCACAAGUGUCGUUUUGCCCUUCUCCUCAUUCCAUGCUGGUUCUUUUGCAUCUUUUGGGGUUCUGUUAACUCUUCCCUUCCCUUUCUUAUCUUCUUCUCUGUGCACUUGUCCAGCCUCUUGUUCUCUGAAGGUUAUUUAAGAAUGGAUUUCAUUUCAAACAAAACAAAUGAUACGUAUAUGGUUUCUCAUUUAUAAAAAAGCAGCCUGUAGGGGUUUCAUAUGGAUGUGCAUUUAAGUUAUGUAUAUUAUUAUAUAUAUAUAACAAGGGGGGAGGGAGGGAACAAUACUGAAAUAAUUCAACAGUACUGGUAAAUUUGACAACAUUUUUAAAUUAUUAACUCUUUGAUUGACUAUGGUUGGUGUAUUUUGAGACUCUUAGAUCACACAUGGGACUCUCACUCCCGCAAGAAGAGAAUGGGGAAGGUUUCAGCCACUGCUGUUUGCGAGGGAAAGGGGAGAGGGCAAGAGAUGGGAGAUGUCCCACCAGCUGAUCUGCAGUGUAUGGUGGUUGGAUUUGGAGGGUCAGUGGUGGACUUGGAGGGGCAGGGAAGGAGGUUGAGGCUGCAGCUCUGGCAGCUGCAGGCAGAAUCAUCUCCCCAGCCCCUAGCCAGAGCCAUGUGAGUCAGCUGGGAGCAAGGUGGCAGCUGCAAGGUUGCACCCAUUGCUCCUUUCCAGCCCACUGAACUGUGCUGGUGGUUGGAGUGGGUUUGCUUUGUUUCUGGAUCCCAGUAAUGAAGUUACUUGAGCUUUGUAGCAGGGUUGAAGGCAGAGGGGUUGUUUCAGCCCUGCCUGCCCCACUGCCUGGGUUGUGAUGGUAAGGGCUGCCUGAGGCACUGUGGGCUGGUGACAGCGAUGGCAGUCCUUCCACCAGCCUGCCUAGGGGUGGGCAGUGGAGAGACUGUGCUGUCUCCAUCACUGCAGAGCAUCCCCAGCAUGCCAGGCUGGACCAGAGAGCCCAGGCCCUCUGCAUAAGAAGGUGCAUGUUGAGGAGGUGUCAGUGGAGCUGCUUUCCCCCGGCUCAUCCCAGCUCAGCAUUUAGCCACAGGCUUCCUCUACAGCUGCCUUUGGAAGGGGAUCUUGGGCCAAGCCCAGGGCCUCGUACACUGUGAACCAGGCAGUUAGGGUAGACCUGGAACCAAAAUCAGAAAGGAAAGGAAAUAAAUGGGUUUCCUUCUUGGAAUCAUCUCUAGCUCCUGUGGAAACAGAAGGGCCCACAAUUCUGCACCAUUUUGCCUUUAGUCUCCCACCCCUCACACAGACUGUGCCCAGAAAUAGGUGUGUUUUGUCAGGUCCUGCAACGGCUCGGAGGAUGACAGCGAGCAGGAGAGCCUGUACCGUGAGGAUGUUGUGGGCAGACCCCGCUCACUGCCUUUGAUGUCCCAGGAGAAAGCCUGCUCCCUGGCAGCCAGGGUGCACCAGUUGCUUGCUAGUACGGCUCCGUAAAGUCUGUUCUUCUGGCAGAGAGGUUUCUUCUGCAAGCAUAAAAGGCAUGAGCACAGGCUGCUCGGGAAGCAGACAGAGCUGCUGGCUGGCGCCAGUGCUGCCAGGUCGUGAGCAUCUCCCCAGCUUACAUCCAAGCGCCUUCAGCUACUUUUAAAGACUAGGCCCCCAACCAAAAAAGAGUUAAGGCAGUUGCAAAGAGGCUGAUUUUCUCUCUUUCCUUUUUUCAAUUCACCCAAACCAGCUGUAAUCAGCAGUGGCACUUUCAGAGAGAGGUGGUGGUGGAGGAGUUGUGGUCUGCACAUGGUGCUGGUGUUCAUCAGCACACUGUGUGUUUCAUACUUGGAGGAGCCCACCUGGCUUUGAUGCCUUUACAACCUACCAGAAGCUACUAUGAAACUAGAUACUUGCUUUUGACAUUGUGUACAGUUAUAAAUUUGAUGGUUACUGUUAAAAUCAGUGGCCUUACAGAGUUAGACUUGAUGUGCGCUUGGACUGAAAUGAGUUCCGUUUGGAGUGAGCAGAUCCAGUCCCUGGCUUCCGCAGUGUGUUUGAUGGGUGGUGGUGUUUAAAAAACUUAAAAAAAAAAAAAAAGAAAAAAAAAAGAAAAAAAAAAGAAAAAAAAGGAAAGAAAAAAGCUCACUGCUUGUUUGCCUGGGGAGGUGUGGGUUUCUGCUGCUCAGCAACAACUGAGGCCCCUGUGGGCUCAGCUCCCCCAGCCUGCUCAUCACCUUGCCUCCGUUUCAGACAGCUGAUCACUGCUUGUUUUCUUCCAGGGGCCUUUCUGUUGAAAGGGGUGGGAGACCCGAGUGCCUGUUUUUACCUGAUCCCACAAAUUCAUUCCAAACCUGGCCUGCGAUUGCCUGAGUAAUAAUAACAGUAACAAUAAUAUUUAUUUUUAUUUGAGAAGCACCUUACCAACCAACUGCAAUGCCUCUGUUGUUCCUUCACUAACUUUCCUUUUCUCUUCCUUUGUUCUCCCUCUCCCCCCUUCAGUCAUACUCCUUUUAAGUGCUUGGUGGUGUAUGCGUGUGUGCUCACUGUUCUUGUAUUCAAUGAAAGUGAAAUAAAUGUGUUUGAUGCUAAAUCAG